AUGGGAAGCUCUUCAGCAAACACGGCUUGCCAUCCCUUGUUUCCUGCCCACCCAUCCUUCUCCUCUCCUCCCUCUAUUAUGGGUGGAACUUUGCUUAAAGGAGGGGUUGCAUAG
This is a messenger RNA of Colletotrichum truncatum, 114 nucleotides long. RefSeq lists its product as uncharacterized. Lineage: Eukaryota; Fungi; Ascomycota; Sordariomycetes; Glomerellales; Glomerellaceae. The record is from RefSeq and is a predicted model, not a curated record.